Molecule: messenger RNA, 1755 nt
Organism: Pyricularia oryzae 70-15
Lineage: Eukaryota; Fungi; Ascomycota; Sordariomycetes; Magnaporthales; Pyriculariaceae
Product: WD repeat-containing protein JIP5
Exons: 3
Coding region: 125-1336 (403 amino acids)
Molecular function (GO): protein binding
Source: RefSeq, a predicted model, not a curated record
UUCUACAGCAAACAAUUCGCGACAACAAUUGCCCGCUCCUGCUCUCUUGUUCUUUCCUUAUACUGGAUGGUGAAGCAGCAGUCGACCCUCUUUGACACUAGCAACACUGAAGUGGCAAUUGAGCAUGUUGGAGAACCUCUGCACUCUUCCGCUUUCGGCGGACCUCUUCGCCCAAGCCCUUCACCCAGAAAAGCCACUCCUCACAGUUGGACUGUCCAGUGGCCAUGUGCACACUUUCAGCUUGCCACCGGCCAAAAAGGACGGCAAGGGCUUGAUCAAGGAGAUUUGGUCAACUCGCCGUCACAAGGGAAGCUGUCGGUGUUUAGUCUAUGGACAUGAUGGCAAAGCGUUGUACUCUGCCGGAACGGACUGCAUAGUCAAGCAUUUCGACCCAGAGACUGGCAAAGUCAAAUCCAAGAUCAACAUCCCCAAACGCGGCAACCACGACGAUCCGCCGGCCAUCAUGCACGCCCUGACCCCGAAGACCCUUUUGCUCGGCACCGACUCCGGAGCAUUAUAUAUUCUGGAUCUGCUCAAGGAUGGAAGCCUUAGCCCCGAGCCUGUCCGGAAGCACAUGCCCCACGACGACUACGUCACCAGCAUCACCCCGCUCCCUCCGUCAGCAGAGAGCACCUCUGGCUUUUCGAAGCAGUGGGUCAGCACUGGCGGCAGCACGCUUGCCGUCACGGACGUGCGAUCCGGGAUCAUGGCUCGGAGUGAGGAUCAAGAGGAUGAGCUGCUGUGCUCGGCCAUCAUACCCAGCGGACUUGGGCCCAAGAAGAUGAGGGGCAACGCCGUCGUGGCGGUCGGUACCGGCUCGGGGGUUUUGACCAUGUGGGACCGUGGUUCCUGGGAUGAUCAGCAAGAACGCAUAUACGUGGCCGGCGGUCGUGGCAAGAAGGAGCCCGAGAGUCUGGACUGCAUAGUUCGUGUGCCUGCCUCUCACGGUAGCGGCACCAAAGUUGCAGUGGGUGUCGGUGACGGCAGCGUCUGCAUCGUCGACCUGAGAAGGCGUGAGGUCGAGCUGACUCUCAGGCACGAUGAAGUAGAGGGUGUCACUGCUAUUGGAUUUGACUGCUAUGACAGGAUGAUCAGUGGUGGUGGCAAGGUGGUCAAGGUCUGGGCAGAGGCUGACUCACCAGAGGAGGCUGAGAGCGAGGACGAUGACGAAGAUGGCUCAUCCAAGAAGAGACAACGGGAUGACGAUGACGACAGCGAUGACAGCGACAGUGACGACGAUAGUUCGGAAGAUGAGAAGCCGGCCAAGUCCAAUUCGAAGCGAAGGAAAGGCAAGGGGCCAUUGCCUGGCACAAUUGCAUUCCCAGGCCUUGACUAGCCAUCUGCAACAAAUUUUGUUAUUGGUCUGUAGUGGUUCGACAAGAAUGAUUUGGACUAUCAUCUAGAUGCCACUUGAACAGCACCCGGCAGCCACAUAUUCGUCUUCAUAGUCCCCAAAACAGGUCUAUCGAAGCGCAUCAGUCCCAACGGAUGGACCGUGUGCAUUCCGGUUUCAGUGCGAGGCUAAAUGGCCGAUCCGAACUCGGCGGAUAUCAAAGGAGACAGUGGUUUCCCUGGAGAAUCUACUUACAGUAGGGACACACAGCAGCUUUGCUACUAGACCUAGUGCGAGUUCCAAGGCCAUCAGCCGGGGACAUUAAUGUACUGUAUCUGCACAUACCUUGGCCAUAUCAUCUAAGAAGAUUAUCAAAUUUAUCGUUAGCAGGACCUUCGUGCUCUGGAAACUUCCUUCUUUAU